This is a messenger RNA of Aptenodytes forsteri (emperor penguin), 818 nucleotides long. RefSeq names its product centrosomal protein of 290 kDa. The coding region runs from base 55 to 666 and encodes 203 amino acids. The record is from RefSeq and is a predicted model, not a curated record. The transcript is spliced from 6 exons. Lineage: Eukaryota; Metazoa; Chordata; Aves; Sphenisciformes; Spheniscidae.
GAGCUAGAAAAGAAUCUGGGCCAGAUCCAAGAAAAACUGCAUCUGCAGCAGUUAAUGCAUGACUAUGUCACAAGCAGAGAUGUUCAAGUUCAAACAGAAACCCAUUUGUGGCAUAAGGGUGGAUACAGCAAGGAUCUUAAUCUAGAGGGUGACAGUGUCAGACUACUUCAGAUGUAUAAUGAUCUACAGAAACGUUACGUUAAAGAAAUCAAAACAAACCAGGAGCAAAGCGAAGCAAUUAAAAAUCUCACUAUUAAAAUUCAUGAGCUAGAGCAUAAUCUUCGAGAGCAGAGGCAAAGAAUUGAGCAAUUGGAAUGGAAAAAGGUUUCUUGGAAAACUAGUGCUGUUUCUGGAAAAAGAAGUCGAACCCCAGAGGGAGAAGUAACAUCUCGCAGGGACAUGUCUAAAAAGAAGGAGUCCUGUUGCAGUAAAUAUUUAGAGCUAUUGUUGAAGGAGAUUAAAAAGCUGAAGAAAGAAAAUGAAAAGUUGUCUACAGAAAGGAGAGCACUAAAAAAUGAAUUAGCCGGAUUAGACAAGGAUUUUUUUGAAGAGAUAGAAGAUCUCAAGCAUGCUGUACAGGAAUCUGUGAAACUGAAUAAUCAGUAUGAAAAGUGCUUGAAACAAAUAAGUGUACUGUAUGGACUUCCUUUUACAGCACAUUUGUAACUCCUGAUUAAUUUAAUGGCAAGUAGAUAUUCCACAUUUUUUAUACUUACUGCAACAUUUCCACCUACCAUGGCUUAUGUAGUACCACAUUUUGAUAAUAUUAUGGAUUCAAUUGUAUGAUCUCAAUAUGACAAGCUACUCUGAAAUGUUUU